Ochotona princeps (American pika) is the source of this 1633-nucleotide messenger RNA. It is a transcript of the gene SPMIP7, whose product is annotated as sperm microtubule inner protein 7. NCBI's taxonomy places the organism in Eukaryota, Metazoa, Chordata, Mammalia, Lagomorpha, Ochotonidae. The transcript is spliced from 9 exons. The record is from RefSeq and is a predicted model, not a curated record. The coding region runs from base 256 to 1575 and encodes 439 amino acids.
AAUAGUUCAGCAUGUUGAGAGUUCCGUCUGUUGCCGAGCAACAAGGACACGACUGGGUUUAUUUAUUCCUGCUCUUCCUUUACUGCCUUCUCUUUAGGUAGAAAAAAAAUUAACUUAAGAAAAUUAUAUACACUUAGAAGGCUGGAUAAAAGUCAUGCUUGAUUAACCCUAAGCUGUUGAAAAUAUAGGAGUUUAUAUAGUUGCAAUACUCAUCAGAAAUCAUUUAUAUUAAUCAGAAAAGUAGCAGCAAAGGGCAUGGCUUUGGGGCAGCAGGACAGUCCCGGGAAGGUAAGUGUCUCAGAAAGAUUCAUCCUUUCCGGAACAAAGGCCCUGAACAAUGCAGAUUAUCCACACUGCUGUGACCUCUUAAGAAAAAUCAACAUGCCUUUUGUGAGAGGAGUUGAAGACAGACAUAGCUAUGUCCGAUUUGAGAAUAAAUGCAGCCCUGCCUUUCUUAAAUUUCAUCCUUACCCUCCGUCGGUCCUGCCGAACUACCACCUGCACCACCCCUACCCUCCGCCGUAUGGACCAGCUUACCCGCUGUUUCCACUGCGAGAUGACGUGCCCUCAGGGGACUGCUGCUCCAUGCUCAUGAGUCCUGGUGGCGAUGCUGAUCUGAAGCCUGGCAUUGGCAGAACCAUACCUAACCUGGUUGGUUUCAGUGAUGUGAAGCCUCAACAUCGAGUUCCCACACCAGACAUGGGAUUUCAAACAACCAUAAAAAGGCAUACAGUUCUCUCAGAAGAACUGCAACAGGACACGAGGUGGAAUUCCAGGGACGUCCCGGACAGCUCCAUCAGGGCCCGACUCGGAGGUUGGACAAGCCCAGUGAAAAUUACUCCUUUGCAACCCCUUCAUGAAGGCUGCUCAAUAAACCACUCAUACGCAUUUGAGGAGGAGGCACAGAACACAGAUGCUGAGCCACCUGUUCAACCAAACAGGAAGUGCAGUGCAAAAGACUCAUUCUACAAGUCCUCGACACAAAAAGCUUAUGAAGUUGUUCCUUGGGACAAGAUGCUGCCACCAAAACUGGACCCCAGAGAAACAACCGUGGAAAAGGCUGCGGACCCCAUCUCACAGUGCUUCACCCUCAGGAGAUACAGAAACGCUCCAGCACUAACCCAGAUGGUUGGUGGACUCUGGGACAGAUUUCAAACAAGAUCAUUCUUGGCACCCCUCAAACCAGUCAAUUUCGUGAGUCCAAGUUCUAGAAGUAAAUAUAUCCCUCUGUAUACUGGUCACGUGCAGUCCACAAAUGCUGAUGAUGUGGACAACCCUUUGGGAGACAUCACGUCCCUCGCCAAGCCUCGGCACUCUAAACCUCACUACACCAGCACAGGCCGAGCUGCAAAUAUCCCAGGAUAUACUGGCAAGGUUCAUUUCACAGCCACCCACCCAGCAAAUUCUAAUAUUCCACCAACAACCCCAUCACCAGACUCCCAACUGCACAGUGUCUUACGGAAAGAAAUGAAAGUUGACCUGUUCCGUCACCAGGGACCACUGUCCCAGAUGGUUACAACUGUGAAACCCUACAACCCAUUUAACAGGAAGCAGAAACAAGCCAUAAGCUACUGAAGACUACACAGGCCUCGGGCAGUCCUGGGGAAGGCAUGGUGCAGGACGCAGUGGAGAA